Cyprinus carpio (common carp) is the source of this 1041-nucleotide messenger RNA. RefSeq names its product charged multivesicular body protein 1a-like. Bases 154 to 750 code for a protein of 198 amino acids. The transcript is spliced from 7 exons. The record is from RefSeq and is a predicted model, not a curated record. Gene Ontology annotation, cellular component: ESCRT III complex; multivesicular body. Gene Ontology annotation, biological process: endosome transport via multivesicular body sorting pathway; late endosome to vacuole transport; protein transport. NCBI's taxonomy places the organism in Eukaryota, Metazoa, Chordata, Actinopteri, Cypriniformes, Cyprinidae.
GAAGCGGCACGUGACGCCACGGUGACGUCGGGGUGAGCAGCCGAACCCGGAAGAGAGAGAGAAACGCUCGAGCGGAGACACAUAAACAAACGAACCGAGCUGAAAACAUCGAAUUAAACCACCAGACCUCAUAGAACCGCAGUGAACAUCAACAUGGACGACACACUCUUCCAGCUGAAGUUCACGUCGAAGCAGCUGGAGCGGCUGGCCAAAAAGGCAGAGAAAGACUCCAAAUCCGAGCAAGCCAAAGUGAAAAAGGCUCUCCAGCAGAAGAACGUGGAGUGUGCGCGUGUGUACGCAGAGAAUGCCAUUCGCAAGAAGAACGAGGGUCUGAACUGGCUGCGCAUGGCGUCUCGUGUGGACGCCGUGGCCUCGAAGGUCCAGACAGCCGUGACUAUGAAGGGGGUCACGAAAAGCAUGACGCAGGUGACCAAAGCUCUGGAUAAGGCUCUGAGCUCCAUGGACCUGCAGAAGGUGUCGGCUGUCAUGGACAAGUUCGAGAGCCAGGUUCAGAAUCUGGACGUUCACACCUCGGUGAUGGAGGACUCCAUGAGCUCUGCCACCACGCUGACCACGCCGCAGGAGCAGGUGGACGAUCUGAUCCUGCAGAUCGCGGAGGAGAGUGGCCUGGAGGUGGAGGACCAGCUCAGUCAGCUGCCGGCGGGAGCCACGUCACUGGGAGAGACGUCCGUGCGCUCGCAGGACAAAGAGGACCAGCUCUCCAGACGGUUGGCAGCUUUACGUAACUGAUGGCGUUCGGAGAUUCAGUCAAACUUUCCCUGCGUGGAGGACGCUGGUUUUUAUAAUCCAGUCCAUUUAAUACACAUUAUCUCCCAUACUUUAUGAUGAAAACAUGUACUGUCUCUCCUUCUUCUUUGUCAGCUCUUUAUUUCAUCAAACAUGACUGUGUCUGUCAAAAGAGCACAGGUCAUUCCCCUCUUUAUUUCUGGACGAGAAGCAUCAGGAAGCUCGUUUCUACUCUACGCAGGGCUUCUGAUGCAGAGGAGGGCUCUCUGCUCAUUGUCUUUUACUGGCACGGUG